AUUAGAGUGUUUAGUGGCAUUUGGUGUAAAAAAAUAAAUAAAUAAAUAAAAAAAAAAACCAUGACGGUUGAUAUUUUCUAAUCUGAUGGUUUACAUUGUAUGCGUGUUAGUUUGAUUAAUCUUCCAAUCUUCCUUAUGUUUCCUUCAAAAUAUAAUCUUCUUCUCGUGAAUACAAUAUUUUGCCCUUUCGGAGCUUAUCAAUUUUACGCAAACCCCCUGUUUUUCCCAUCUCCUCCAUCGAAACGUACUCUGAGCUUUCUCUCCUCCGUUAAAGCAGAUUCUGAGUGUAUGGCGAUGUCUGGAAAAAGUGUUUCAUAUGCGUCACUGAAUAAUGUGGGAAGGGAAGAGAAAAAAGUUCACUAUGAUGAUGAUGACUAUGUUGAUUCUGCGUGGCCUAUGUCAGAAAAUGACACCUGUCCUUCAGGAUCACAGUUUGUAAAGGGUGCUUUAUAUCCAUACAUUGGUGACUCUGAAGAUUAUAGUGAUGGGGGCUACGAUUCAAGUGAGGAGCCUCCAAAUUUCUCACAAUUUAAUAGAAACCCAGAUGUGAACUUGAAAAAUGUUUUGGCUGGGAUAUUUGCUAUUGUAACUGGAAGGAACAAGGGUGGUGACAUCCAACAGCUUCCCACUUCUAAUGUUUCUUUCCUGGGAUCUGGAAAGAAUGGUGAUACAGUCUUGAACUCAUCAGUUUAUAUUCCCAGUGCUCCACCACUUCUUGAGGCUAAUGGGUUCAACUAUAGUGCCUAUAAAGAUGUUUUAGAAGCUGAACCUCCAGAGUGGCUGCCAGAUAGCUGUACUACAGUUUGCAUGCAGUGUACUGCUCCAUUUACUGCACUUACUCGUGGCCGACAUCACUGCCGUUUUUGUGGGGGUAUAUUUUGUCGGGUAUGCUCAACAGGGAGGUGCUUGCUUCCUGUUAAAUUUAGGGAACGGAACCCACAGAGAGUUUGUGAUGCCUGCUAUGACAGGCUAGAUCCUUUGCAAGGGGUACUAGUGAACACCAUCAGCAAUGCUGUACAGGUCGCAAAGCACGAUGUGUCGGAUUGGACGUGUGCUAGAGGUUGGUUGAAUCUUCCUGUUGGUCUAUCUAUGGAGCAUGAGAUUUACAAAGCAUCUGUCACACUGAGGAGUUACAGUCAGGUUUCAAGAUUGAAUCCUGAGAGAUCUAUACCUUCAGCAAUUCUUAAAGGAGCUAAAGGCCUGGCAAUUUUAACUGUUGCCAAAAUGGGUGCUGUAGUUGCUUAUAAGAUGGGCACUGGUCUAGUAGUUGCUCGAAGAAUGGAUGGAACAUGGUCUGCUCCGUCUGCAAUUGCUUCAGUUGGCCUGGGAUGGGGUGUUCAGAUUGGAGGUGAGCUAACAGAUUUUAUAAUUGUGCUUCAUGAUUACAAAGCUGUGAAGACAUUCUGUAGUCGCAUGCACUUUUCUCUCGGGGCUGGCUGUAGUGCUGCAGCCGGUCCAGUUGGAAGAGUGCUUGAAGCAGAUCUUCGAGCUGGGGAUAGAGGAUCUGGCAUGUGCUACUCUUAUAGUUGUAGCAAAGGGGCGUUUGUGGGAGUAUCCCUGGAAGGGAAUAUUGUCUCAACAAGGAUAGACGCAAAUCUACGCUUUUAUGGUGACCCUUAUCUUACAGCAGCUGAUAUCUUGAUUGGGACGGUGGAUAAACCGAAGGCUGCAGAGCCUUUGUAUGCUGCUCUUGAAGACCUUUACACGAAAAUCCAACUCUAGAACUUGUUGGAAGUAAAUUACCCUAGUCCCACAUGCAUUUUCCAUGUACAUAGUUUGUUCAUAGUUUUUAUAGAUUAUCACAUCUUAAUUUCAUGUGAUAAGACUCUCAAACGGUAUAUAAGCGAUCAUUUUAUUUGUUUGAAUAUGUAAAUGACCUUAGAUGUUUAUUUCCUUGGUGACGCUAUGUAAAUAUCCUUCUAAAAUACGCUGAAAGGACUUGUACAAUUAUGAGGAAAUUUUAUCUUUCCAAAACCGAAA
Messenger RNA from Chenopodium quinoa (quinoa), 1980 nucleotides. RefSeq lists its product as uncharacterized. The record is from RefSeq and is a predicted model, not a curated record. The transcript has 5 exons. Bases 100 to 1722 code for a protein of 540 amino acids. Gene Ontology annotation, molecular function: metal ion binding; phosphatidylinositol binding. NCBI's taxonomy places the organism in Eukaryota, Viridiplantae, Streptophyta, Magnoliopsida, Caryophyllales, Amaranthaceae.